UUUAUUUUGAAGUUGAGCCGGAAGUAUUGUCGGAAACCCGAAGUAGCUCAGUGAAGCUAAAUUAGCUUUGUUUUCAUCUUUUCUGGCCUUGAUAAGUGGCUGUGUCGCUGUUGGACCGUCACCAGAGGCUGACGUCGCACAAAACGAGGUGUGUUGCUGAGGUGGAAGGAUGGCAGGCUCACAGUGGGAGCUUCCUCCGGAGCUCUGCUGUCGGCCCAUGGCCUUUGUAGCCCUAACUGGUCUGGAUGUUGUGUACAAUGCCGUGCACCGUGCCAUUUGGGACGCCUUCUGCGCCAACCGACGUGCCGACAGAGUUCCCAUCUCUUUCAAAGUCCUGCCAGGAGACCAUGAGUACCCCAAAUGUCGCACAAAGCGAACAUCCUAUGAGUGGUACAUCCCGAAAGGCAUUUUAAAAACAGGCUGGAUGAAUAAACAUCUGAAUCUGGUUCCAGCUCUGGUUGUUCUCUUCUAUGAAUUGGACUGGGACGACCCACAGUGGAAAGAGAAACAGUCUGAAUGCGCCACGAAAGUGGAGAUUGUCAGGACCAGUCUUCAGGGCAGGAAUACUAAGGUGGCUGUGGUUCUAAUCCAGAAGAAAACUCCUCUGCCUCCAGGAGAGGAUCUGGUGGCAUCAGAGAGAGCAGCAGCUCUUUGUAACUCCUGUGAUCUGUCUGGAAAAAGUCUCUUCGUGCUGCCGCACACUGACCAUCUCGUGGGCUACAUCAUCAGGUUGGAGAAUGCCUUCUAUGAACACGCUCAGACGUACUACUACACCGAGAUCCGCCGUGUCAAAUCACACAAAGAGUUCCUCAACAAAACAACACAUCAGCUUUUGUUUGUGAGACAUCAGUUUAAAAUCGCCUUCUUCAGUGAGCUGAAACAGGACACCCAGAACGCUCUCAAAUACUACAGGACUGCGUACAGUCUCAUCCAUGAGCUGAGAGCCCACGAGACCAACAUGCUGGAGAUCAAAACCAUGGCUGGAUUUAUCAACUAUAAGAUUUGUCGACUGUGUUUCCAGCAUAACACUCCUCUGGAUGCCAUUGCCCAGUUCAGGAAGCACAUUGACCUGUGCAAGAAGAAGAUCGGCAGUGCUGAGCUGGCCUUCGAGCACGCGGCGUGGAUGUCGAAACAGUUCCAAUCAUUUGGCGAGCUGUUUGAUGAAGCUAUAAAGUUGGGUCUGACGGCCAUCCAGACCCAGAAUCCUGGUUUCUAUUACCAGCAGGCUGCCAUUUACAGCCAGGACAGAAAGCUGAUGGCACAGCAGCUCUGUCAGGUUGAAGUGAGUCAUCUCACCCCUGACCCACUGGACACACCCAGUGGAGGACUGGACUUCUAUGGCCAGAGAGCCUGGAGACAAGGACAUCAGAGUAUUGAUCCACCAGACUCAGAGAAAGAGAAGUUGGGGAUUGUGGCCCUGCAGAUUAAAGAGAGAGAUGUACCACAUUCUGAGCUGAUCAUCACCCUCCUUAGCAACGCUGUUGCGCAGUUUAAGAAGUAUAAGUGUCCUCGAAUGAAGAGUCACCUCAUGGUGCAGAUGGGAGAGGAGUACUACCAUGCUCAGGACUACACCAAAGCCCUCAAGCUGUUGGACUAUGUGAUGUGUGACUAUCGCACAGAGCGUUGGUGGGGUCUCCUGACGGCCAUACUGACCACUGCUCUGCGCUGUGCCUACCUGAUGGCCAGUGUCAAAGACUACCUCAUGUACUGUAUGGAGCUUCUUGGCAGAGCUUCAACAUUGAGGCAGGAGCAGAAGUUGAGGAUUGAAAAGAAUCUCUUCAAAGUCCUGAUGAAUGAGGCCCCGGAUGCUGAGCCGGAGUGUGAGCCAGCUUCUGCCAGUGCUGCACGGUCGCUGUGGAAUGACCGUGUGGCUUUAGCCGGCUCCAACGAGCUAACUGUAGAAAUGCAAGACUGCAUCCCAUUCAUCCAGUGUAAAGCCAAGUUCCUGUCUCCCAGUUUCCAUGUGGACCAGCCCAUCCAGCUCCAGGUUUUCCUCAGGUCGGACUGUCCUCACCCUGUAACCUUCAACAAGCUUGCCGUCAGCCUCAGUAACCAGGAGUACAACCAGUGGUGUGUGGAUCCGUCAGACAAAGAGAGUAUGAGCUUGUUGCCGGGGAAAAUCAGGCACUCCAACUUCAGCUUUGUAGCAAAGGCGGAAGAUGUUGGCAAGAAGAUAGAGAUUACAGGGAUCGAGGUGAUGCUGGGCAGUGACAGAGGACGAUGUGUAUUUUUAAGUUGGAGGGGGGCAGGUGGAGAUGCUGCCUCUACCCACGAAGCACUGCAGGCGAACCGCUCCUCGCGGCGAUGGGGGCGGUCCAUGGACAUGCGUCAGGAUGUGGACUGGGACACCAUAAUGGUGCAGCAUAGUACCAUGAUCAUCUCCAGAGUGCCAAAGAUCUCGGUUCAGCUGAGCCACCAACCACCUGCACUCAACAACGAGAUGUACUGCAUCAGCCUCACUGUCCAAUCACAGGAAGAGGGUGUGGCCAAAGAUGUUAAACUGACAGCUGGCAUCAAACCAGGUCAGGAUGCUAACCUCAGCCAGACCACCCAUGUGACCCUGGAUGGUGCCACAGUUUGUGAUGAUGCUGCACCUGCUCUGCUCCUAGAUGUACCUCUGGGCGACCUGAAACCUGGAGAAAAGCUGGAGAGAUGCAUUUAUGUGAGGUGUAUGUCAACUGGUCCAAGGGUCUUCCUGUUCCAUGUGGCCUACAGCAUGAACACCACUGUGGAAGGUCGACAGAUUAUGUGCAGGUGUCAUAAGGAUGAGACGGUCACUAUAGAGACGGUGGUCCCAUUUGAAGUAUCCAUCAAGUUUGUGUCCAAUAAGUUUGAGCCGUUGGACCGUGUAGCAGUGGACAUCCCCUUCCUCUUGAUGACAGACAUCCUCUCGUCCUCUCCCUGGCCUCUCCUGCUGGCGUCGUCCUCGCUGCAGCUGGUUUCCAUGACGAACAACACACCACAGCUUCAGUCACAAAUAGAACAAGUGGUUCUUCAGACAGGUGAGUGUGCCAGUGAGUGUUUCUGUCUCCGAUGUCCUCCACUGAGCAACAGCUGUAACACCAUGGCUACAGGACAGUACCGAAUAUCAUGGAGACGGGAGUCCGGCGGUGCAGAUAGUCCUCUGAUCCAGACUACAGUCACUCUGCCUCAUGUUAUUUUGGAGACUGUGCCUCUCUACAUCCAUGCUGAUCUGCCAUCAUUCGGACGUGUCAGAGAGUCUCUGCCAGUGCGCUAUCACAUAGAGAACAGAACCGCUCUGGUCCAGGAGGUGGAGAUGGCAGUUGAACCUUCUGAUGCCUUUAUGUUCUCUGGACUCAAACAGGUGCGCGUGCGUAUCCUGCCCAGCUCAGAGCAGCAGAUAUUAUAUAACUAUUACCCGCUGAUGGCGGGUUACCAGACACUGCCGCAGCUAACCCUCAGCCUGCCCCGCUGCCCCGCCGCCACUCAGCCGCUCAGACGCUUCCUGCCCCAACGCAUCUUUGUCAAGCCGCAGGGACGACAGCUGGACGACGCCUCCAUCGCUGCAGGCUGACAAGAACACGAGCACACGUCCUGAAUUCAUGAUUCCUGUGUUUGAUUGACAUUUUUUCACGCCGUCCACUGACUGGACGUCGUCCUGGGCAGGUAGCGGCAACGUCAGGAGUGUUGGACUGCUGCUGAAGCUGAUCUUAGCGAUGCAGCGAAAUGGAAGUGUUGGACUCUUUGUCUUUUUGUCUGUAACUGAACUUUAGCUUGACUCUGAAGGGUUUGCGAUGCUUAAAGUCAACGUUAGUCCUUUGGUGCGCUGAUAUAUUACACAAACGCGUCCUUCCUACAGGAGUCACGGUAAAUAACCUCAGCGCUCACAGACAUGCUCACGUGCGCUGAUGAAUGUUUGUGUUUUUGUUGGUUUCUAAUGAGAGUCACAUUAAUGCUUGCAGAAUAAAGUUGGACUGAAAUGUG
Thalassophryne amazonica is the source of this 3945-nucleotide messenger RNA. It is a transcript of the gene trappc11, whose product is annotated as trafficking protein particle complex 11. Lineage: Eukaryota; Metazoa; Chordata; Actinopteri; Batrachoidiformes; Batrachoididae. The record is from RefSeq and is a predicted model, not a curated record. The transcript is spliced from 30 exons. The coding region runs from base 170 to 3535 and encodes 1121 amino acids.